AUGUUGAGUCCUUAUACUUUUGGAGCGCCAUAUUUUAAAGAUAGCGACUAUUUUCCAGGCCCAGUAAAUGUUGAAACCAUCAGGAUACGUGAAAAAAAUAUUUUAAGGUACAUAAACUUGAAUUUGUCAAACCAAUGGACACUUAGAGAAAAAUCAAAAUUGAAGCGUGCAAUAAAAAGGCAAGUGGGAGAUGAUUGUUACAAUGAAACUUCGAUAGAUUGGCAUAAAAUUGCUGCCUUGAAUGUUCCUCAACAUUCUGUAGAUGAAUGCAAGGCAAUGUGGAAUUUAGUUUUACAUCCGAACUUAAGUAAAGCGAAAUGGUCAAAAUCAGAAACAGAGAAACUUAUAAAAGCUGCAGAAAAACAUAAGUUUCAUAAUUGGGAAGAAAUAGCUAAAGAUCUUAAUUGUGGUCGCUCACAUCUACAGUGCUUUAUACACUUUCAUAGAGAAGUAAUUCCUGCAAGUAAUGCACGAUGGUCACCUGUAGAAGAACAGAAAUUAUUAUCAGCAGUUGAAAAAUUUAGAGUAGGUAACAAUUUUAUUUCAUGGGGAACUAUUUGUCAGUUUUUUGACUUCAGAACUAGAGAACAAAUCUAUUCAAAAUUUUUAACAAUUAAUCCUAACAUAAAGAAGGGACGUUUUUCUGAAGAAGAAGAUUGUGCAAUCAUUGCUGCUCUAAUAACGUACAAUAAUGACUUUAAAGCCAUUCCAAUUGAAGAUAUACUUCCAGGAAGGUCUUUGAAACAAAUAAAAGUUCGAUAUAAUAAUACACUAAAACACACAAAUUCUCCUGUGCAAGCUUGGGAUUGUGAGAAAGAUAUCCAACUAUUAGAAUUAGUACAACAACAUGGAAGAAAAUGGUCCAAAAUUUCUAAAUUGAUGGAUUUUCGUACAGGAUCUAGCUGCCGUCAUAGGUAUGAUUUGUUGAAAGACUUCAUUGAUGAAAAUCCAGGAGCAACAGUACAAGAUGCUCCCAGAAAACCUAGAAUACCUAAAAGAGGGCCUGUUGGUAAAAUUCUCAAUAAAAUUGAUGAAAAACUUGAGAUUGAAAAUCCACCUUUAAGCAAUGUUGAAUCGUCUAGUUCAAUUGAUUUGGAAAUAUCUCAAUAUUUUGGUCAAUUGGAUUAUUAUAAACAUAUAAAAGAUCGACAGACGAAAACAGUGUUUAAUCUAUCUGAUUUAAACUCAAUGAAAAAUAUGGUUUAUGAUAUUUUACAAAUAUUUGGUGUAAAAUUAACACAAGAUACUAUUAAAAAUAAAAUAUCAAAAACUACAUUUCAUAAUUAUACAGAAACAGAGAAACUAUUAUUAAACUAUAUGAUUGGGCAUUAUACUGAUCCUAUUUAUAAUGAUUCUGACAAUGAUUCUAUUGAAGAAGAUUGGCUUAUUCCCACAUCAUCAAAACUUAAGAGAACAUCGGGAGAUGCUGAAUUUUGUUAUGACCCAUUAGCUAACAAAAAAAUCAAGACAUAUAGUCGGAAAUGUAAGAAUGAAAAAACAGAAAUUAAUUGUGAAGAUGAUUCAAUAAGAAAUGCUACUUAUGGUUCAAUUUCACACACUUUAUUACCACCAAAUUCAUCUACUUUGUUAGGCCUGCGAUCAUUACUGAUAUAUAAGAUAUCAUAUUAUUAUAAUAAUAGAGAUAAGAUAAUAUUCAUCAUAACUGUAAACAUGGUGUCUAUUAGUAGAUUCGAGGAAGGAACACAAACACUCUUGGAUUUUGAAUGA
Ctenocephalides felis (cat flea) is the source of this 1728-nucleotide messenger RNA. RefSeq lists its product as uncharacterized. NCBI's taxonomy places the organism in Eukaryota, Metazoa, Arthropoda, Insecta, Siphonaptera, Pulicidae. The record is from RefSeq and is a predicted model, not a curated record. The transcript has 3 exons. The coding region runs from base 1 to 1728 and encodes 575 amino acids.